AGCCUUGCGGCGGUGCCUGGAAGCCGCGCUCGGCUUCGGGAGAGGCGCGCGGGGCUUCCGCCUCAGGUGUGUCCUCGCCUACAACUCCCAGGCACCUCGGGUGUGGGUGGCCUUUCCUUCUUCUCCACUCCACCCCGCCGCGCUGCUGGCCAGCUGGGAGAGCGCCAGAGCUGCUCCUUCCCUCAGUAGAGGCGGCGGCAGCGGCAGCAGCAGCAGCAGGUGGCUUCACCCGCCCGGGAAAGAGCGCGCGACGCCGCCGCCACCGACUCUCUCUCUCUUCCCGCGCUGCGUCUGUCCGCGCUGAGGCGGGCAUGGCUGAGCCCGAGCUGAGCCAGGCUGCCGUGCUGGGCUUCCUGCGGGAGCGCGGCGGCAAGGUGCGCAAUUCGGAGCUGCUGAGCCGCUUCAAGCCGCUCCUGGAAGCGCCCGGCGGGGAGCCCGAAGCCCGAGCCGCCCUCCGCGAGCGGUUUAAGCACUUCGUCAACAACGUGGCCGUCGUGAAGGAGGAAGACGGAGCGAAGUUCGUGGUGCUGAGGAAGAAUUGGCGCCUGGAGGAGGCGGAAGUGAGCGCAGCGCCCGCUGGGGGGCGCUCUGGCGAGGAGGAGGAGGAAGAGGAAGGAGAGGAAGGCUCGGCCACUUUGGCGCCUGCUUGCCAUGCUGGCCCAGAGGGUCCAGAGCAGGAAAGCGGGCCUGAGGCUAGCCCAGCAAUGCCUGUGUCCCAGUUGAAGAGCCUGUUUCAAAAGGAGGGCAUGGAGGCACCCAAAGCCCCCGGGGACCAAGACAAGUUGGCUCCCAAAGCUGCCCCCCAGAAACCCUGCAUGCUGCCUGUGCGCUGUGUGCUGCCUGCCAGCGGGGCUAAGGAGCCCAAGGACCCAAGCCCUGAGCCGAAGCAGCCAGAAGUCAAAGACUGGCUCCAAGUAGGGCUCCCAGCCAUCACCCCCUCUACGUCGCCUUACAUGAAGAGGCGUCAGCUAGAAGAGAUGGGAUCCAACUCCCCUUACCUGAGGAGGGUGCCGAAGUCUCAGAAGGUGGGUGAAGAAGCGGACUGUCCCGCUACGACCAUCCCUUUGGAAGCCGCUGAGCACGAGUGGCUGGUGAAGGCUACAGCCGGCCAGUGGUCCCAGCAGCUUCAUGGCCUGCUGCUGAGCGACAAGAACCUGGCGAGCAAAAGGGACUUCAUGACCGGCUUCACCGUUCUGCACUGGGCAGCCAAGAGCGGGAACUGCGAGAUGUUGGGUAAAGUCAUCGAGGUGGCCGAGAAAGGUGGCGCUCAUGUCAACGUGAACUCCAAGUCCUACGGCGGUUAUACCCCGCUCCACAUCGCCGCCAUACAUGGGCAAGAGGAAGUCAUCGCCCAGUUGGUCAGGGAUUACGACGCCAACGUUCACCUGAGAGACUACAGUGGGAAGAAACCCUUUCAAUAUUUGAAAGAGGGCUCCUCUUUUGCAGUCAGACACCUCUUGCGGGACCCCCACCUUCACACGGUCUCUGGACACAACGCCUCCAUCAAGAAGAACCCCAAAGUGGCGGCUUCCAUUUUGAGUUCCACUAGUGCUGUCCUGGGGCUUUUGUCUGAUGACACUGCUUUCUACGAGCUAACCAAAGGCUUAAAGAAACCAGCUACGCUCAAUAAGUUCUUUAAUGCAGCCUCAACCCCAAGGAGGAAGCUGAAGUCCAGAGGGACUUUCUCGUCCUAUUCUUCCUUAUCUGAGGCAGUGGAAGAUGACCAAGAGGAAGCAACAACAAAACGCAGACCAGUUUCAGAGUUGUUUUUUGGUCACUAGGCUCUGUCUUGCUGAAAUCAAAAUAAUAUGAAUACUGAAGCAGUCAUGUGUUGCUUAUUCUUUUGCAGAAAUACUUCUGCUUUUGUGUUUUUAAAUAUGUUUCUCAUUAGAUGUCUAAUCCAGGGACUGAAUGCAUUCUCUAUAGGGUUGUAUACCAGUUGAAUUCAGUAUUCCUGAAUGUGAUCUUUGCCUCAUACAUUUCACUGAGAAUAGUUUUGCUCAGCAAAAAUUACCCUUACUAAAUCCAUGUGACAUUUCAUGCAGGGCUUGGUUUGUUUUCUUUUGUUUUAGUGAGUGAGUUUAAUGUGAGACCCUUAUUUUGUUAAGUGAUGAAAGGUCCAUUAAAACCUUAUGAAUUAAGUAACAGUGCAGUCCCAGACACGGAAGUAAUACGCAAGCCAAUGGGACGUAUUGGUGAGUUUGUAUAGGAUUAAGACUCUUGGGAGUAAGGAAGUCCCAUGGAAAACAAUUGACUUCCUUUUGAGGAAGCAUGAAUAGGAUUGAGUUGCAUGUCUGAAAAGGACAGGAAUAAAAGUGUAAAUUUCAGAUAGAUGCCACUGCAUAUAAAGCAGUACAUCUUGAAACAAACACUAUGUUCAGUUCACGGCAUGCACAUUUUUUAAAGAACAAAAUGUUUCCUUUAUAGCCUCUAAAAACUUCUGAUCUGGGAAUGAAAAUCAUUUCAGGGAGGUUCUUUGCAUCCCGUCCAUGCCUGUCAGCACAGAUUAAUGAGUUAAUUAAAGGUAGUGCUGCCUUCCUAAUGCUGUGCCAUAUUUAGUAUUAAAAACAUUGAGCGUGUUCUGUAAUAGUUUGCAUUGGAUGCAAUUCUUAUGAAAUCCACCUUACAGUUCAGUGAAUCUGUGAUCCCUAUGGUUAAAAAGGAAGGAACAGUUAUGCUGUAGUAAAGCUUUAUUUUGGCUUUUAAAGCAGAUGCCAAAAAUUCAAAAUGUCAUUUUUUAAAAUUACAGUUUUAAUUAUGUUUGAAAAGGGAUACAUAAUUUUAGUGGCAUGCUGGAGAGAAGGGCAGUUCAUUUUAUUUUAUACUUUGUAUUAAAAAUGCCUCCUAGUAAGAAUUUUACUGCAUGCAGAAAACAAAAUAUGCAAUGAAUUUGAAGAAUCGGCUCUAGCCAACUUAAAAAGAAAAGAGAAGAAAAAGCCCUAAGCAUCUCUACCUCAGUGCUGUAUUUAUAUUAUCAACUUAAACUGCAAUCCCAGCCCCACUUACCUGGGAGUAAGCACCAUUGACCUCAAUAGGACUCAAUUCUGAGUAGGCAUGGCUAAGAUUGCAGGUGGAGAUAUGUCUUGUUUUAUUCAGAGAAUAUAUAUAAUAGUUUUUGCAAACUAAUGAAAACCUGUGUGAUUCUAAAUGCCAUAACAGUUUGACAAAAUAUACAAACCUCUUGUCCUCUGAGUAUAACUAUUCAAAAAUGUAACAAAAGGAAAAAUCUAUUUAGGGUACAUAUUUUUAUAUGAGGAAUAGACUAAUGGAAAUAUAGCUCUUUAAGAUAGUUAUUUUUAUAUUGUAUAUUAUGUAAAUACUGACAUGUUUUGGUGUCUUUCUGGUGAUGAACUUUUAUGUAAACUAAGGCUGGGCAUGUUAGGUGCACCAUCAGCCAUCAUUAAACACUCAAAAGAAGUGUGCAUCUCAAUGACAUAACUAACUUAAAAUAUGUCAAGUGGUAAGGCUCUGUGGGUAGUUUUUUAAAAGACAUUGUGGCUUUGUGAAAAUUCAUUUUCAGUAUGAUACUCAUCUUGAUUGAAUAAUGCUCUGCAUGAACUAAAAGCCUUUUGUAAAUAAGGGUAGUUAUUGUCCCACCAUUUAAAAAAUUGUAUGGAUGAUAGUUCAGUAUAAAUUGAUUUUAAUACAAUUGA
Messenger RNA from Podarcis raffonei (Aeolian wall lizard), 3653 nucleotides. RefSeq names its product sosondowah ankyrin repeat domain family member A (gene SOWAHA). Gene Ontology annotation, molecular function: protein binding. The record is from RefSeq and is a predicted model, not a curated record. Lineage: Eukaryota; Metazoa; Chordata; Lepidosauria; Squamata; Lacertidae. The coding region runs from base 312 to 1781 and encodes 489 amino acids. The transcript has a single exon.